GUAACCCAAGCUUUACAGCGUCACGGAGCAACAAUAAACAACAUGGCGGACACACUUCUAAUCCGUGCUUUGAAAUCACAACCAAAACAGCUUACUUUAUGCAACAAAAAUCUUGUAAAGAUACCGCGGGCUAUCGGAAAGUUAGAUUGUAUUUGUCAGCUACAAUUGAAAAAUAAUAAGAUUAAAAAACUACCAAAGGAACUGUGUCACUUAUUUCAGCUGCAAGUCUUAAAUCUUGGAAACAAUGACCUGGAUGAAUUCUCCCCCAUCCUACAGCAUCUCCACAGCCUUGAAAAGCUACAUCUAUUUGGCAACAACAUUUCACACAUAGACAGUUCUUCUCUGAACGGCUUCCGCAGUUUGACAUUUCUCAACCUCAAUGGCAACAAACUGAAGCAGCUUCCUCCUGAAAUCUGCAACCUGAUCAGCAUUGAGCAUUUGUCAAUAGAUAACAAUGAAUUGAUUGAGCUGCCCAUAGAGUUCUGUGCAUUAACAACUCUGGAGGAGUUUCAUGCAGCUGGGAAUAAACUGACCUCAUUACCUUUGGAAGUUGGGUAUCUAGUCAGCCUUGAAAAGCUUCACCUUCAGAGGAACAGGAUCAGAGAACUACCAGAGGGACUGGGCAAAUGCUACAACUUGAGAUACGUUGAUGUGGCUGCCAAUGAAUUACGCAUUUUCCCAACUGAACUGUCAAGCUUGCCAUUGAAGGAGUUAUAUUGCGAAGAAAACCCUCUGCUACAGAACAUGCCUGUGCACUCUGUGCAAGAAGAGGAGGUGUUGUCUCUCAAGGAGCUGAGCGCUCGAUACAUUAUGAAAGAACUAAAGGACAGCGACGAAGUAUCGUGGGAUGAAGACUCAUCAUCAGAUGAAGACCCUGAAGAAUGGUCGUAUAUGCGAAAGGCUAUACGUCAUUAUCCAGACAUCCGCACCAUGUUGGCUCAGUCAAGUAAAUGUGCAGUCUGUGGAGAUUCUUUCCUGAACACGUGGCUUGAAUGUGUGAAGUUUGUGGAUGCCAAAGAGGACCUCAAGUUGACCUCAAUCUCAGGCUCAAUUCCUGUGCGGGCUCUUCUCUGUUCAUACCGUUGUUUCAACGCUGCAGGGCACAAUUAUUAUGGUGUUGCUUUUCCCUGAGAAAAGAAAAGAUUUCACGUUAUUUUGAUGUCCCAUAAUUUGCUGCUUCUGUGCCCACCAGUGUAUUUACCUGCUACAGUCCAAUGAUAUAUAUAUCACUUAACUUGAAAUGAGAUAAUGCUUUGUUAUUUGCCGUUGGGUUUAUUUAUACACUACCACAUGUUUACUUGAACACAGAUUUCAUCAGCAUAACAAGCAAUGUUCUUAUCAUCUUUGAGACACAGAUUAUCUUUGUUUCCUGCAUCUAUACUCAAGAUGCCAAAGGAGUUUGACAUUUGCUAUUCGAGUGCUGGCUUUGUGUUACAUUCAUCUUUAAUUUAAAGAAGCAACAACAAUAUUUCUUCUUCACUUUGAUAUGAAAUUUGUAAAUUCAUAGGCCUACAAAGUUUGUUUAUCUUAAAGAUAAAAAUUUUCAAGGUUAACACUUUGCAGUCACACAGCCAGCAGUACAAAAUAAACCAUCUGGUCACCCAGCCAGGAGAGCGACUGCAAAGGACUUCUUGGGCCGGAUAAUUUUCUCCGGCGCAUUAUUGCACCAAGUGACUGCAAAGUAUUAAAGUUUAGGAGAUUUAGUCUUCAUGUGACAGGUUUUCAUUGUCAUCAAUGCUUCUCACCCUGGAUCAGGGUAUGGGUCACGAAAAAAAAA
This is a messenger RNA of Aplysia californica (California sea hare), 1777 nucleotides long. RefSeq names its product leucine-rich repeat-containing protein 69. NCBI's taxonomy places the organism in Eukaryota, Metazoa, Mollusca, Gastropoda, Aplysiida, Aplysiidae. The record is from RefSeq and is a predicted model, not a curated record. Gene Ontology annotation, molecular function: protein binding. The transcript has 10 exons. Bases 43 to 1131 code for a protein of 362 amino acids.